Messenger RNA from Aspergillus welwitschiae, 993 nucleotides. RefSeq lists its product as uncharacterized. Gene Ontology annotation, biological process: endosomal transport. Gene Ontology annotation, cellular component: BLOC-1 complex. NCBI's taxonomy places the organism in Eukaryota, Fungi, Ascomycota, Eurotiomycetes, Eurotiales, Aspergillaceae. Bases 119 to 664 code for a protein of 181 amino acids. The record is from RefSeq and is a predicted model, not a curated record. The transcript has 2 exons.
CUCUUAUCGAUCUAUCUACUACUAUCAGAUAAACAACCAUCUCCACAUCAACAACCAAGCACCACCACUACUUACUAUACACACACUGACUUGAAUCCCCCCUCAACACCGCCCCAAAAUGCCCACUCAACCCACCCCCGAAAAAAGCAAAGAAACCCUCGAAGCCAAAUCCGCCUUCAGCGCAACGCUGCUCAACAUCGGCGGCACACAUGCUUCCCCGCUCGUGGAGCGCGCGCACACCAUCACAGAGAACGCCUCCGCGCUGGAGAAGCAGCAAGCGGAGCUAGAAUCACAUACAGCUGCACUGGCGAAGCAGAAUGAGAGCUGGGAUAAGUUGGCGGGGGAGGCGAGGGACGGGUUGAAGGAAAUCGGGGACGUGCAGAAUUGGGCGGAGGUGGUGGAGAGGGAGUUGUUGGUUUUGGAGCAGACGUUGCAGUAUGUUGAGGGGGGGGAUAAUAGGGAUCAUGGUGGUGAGAAUGAUGAUGAUGAGGAAGUUAAUGGUGGGGAUGGGCUGAAUGGUAGUAUUACUAGGAAUGGGACUGGGAAGGGGAAGGGGAGUACUAAUAGUACUGAUAGUACUUCUGCUGUUGAGGAUGGAGGAGGUACUACUACCACUACCACUGGAAAUGGAAGUGGAGGAUCAUCUUGGUUUAAGUGGUGGUAGCUAUCUACUACUAGUAGUAGACAGCGUGUGAAAUCCUCUCCGCUUACAGAGUACUUGAUACAGUCUUUAUCGCCGGUCACUUGAGCUAGAACCACAGCCCAGACGGCUUUUACGAAGGACGAGAUGGUGACCGCACGGGGUGGUGUGGGCGGAGGAAUGAUUCGACGGACAUUGAGGGGAAGAUCGCUGUCUGAUCCUGAAAGGUUGAGACUGGUUAUCGCAACGUCCUGCAAAUACUGCUCCCAGAACCUGAAUGUGCGCAGGUUUGCCUACAUCUGGCGGUGCUGCACCUCUCUCCAUACCGAGAUAUGAUUCUGGAUUAUUAGAGG